Messenger RNA from Neogale vison (American mink), 3273 nucleotides. It is a transcript of the gene ZNF630, whose product is annotated as zinc finger protein 630. The coding region runs from base 1104 to 3068 and encodes 654 amino acids. Lineage: Eukaryota; Metazoa; Chordata; Mammalia; Carnivora; Mustelidae. The record is from RefSeq and is a predicted model, not a curated record. The transcript is spliced from 5 exons. Gene Ontology annotation, molecular function: DNA-binding transcription repressor activity, RNA polymerase II-specific. Gene Ontology annotation, biological process: negative regulation of transcription by RNA polymerase II.
UCCGAGCCUCACAAUGCUUUCGAUGCACUAAUUCCGAAUACCCAGCCUCGAAAAUAUCACGGGGACUCCCCGUCCCCUAAAAUGCCUAUCUCUUCUGGUUGGAAUGGGAGCCUCCAGAAGCAGUGUGAGGCCCUGACCGGCGACAGAGUUCCUGGCGUAGCCCGAAUGACGCCAUUUUUGUUACUGGCAGAGCUCGGCGGGGAGGCUGUUGCUGAGCCUGCGAAAGAUAAGCUAAUGCGUCAUCUAGAGUUACCAGGGAGGGCUGGAGGGGAAAGGGAAUUUCGGGUGAUGCUGAGCCUGCUUGUGGAAGCAGGGAGCCAAGCUCAUCUUGAGAAGGAGCUUUGGGGUCUUGAGAGCAGAGCCAGGGUGAGGGACCCGGUUGAGUGAUGCGGGUGUGUGGUCAGUGGUGGGGACAUGUGGAAGGACCAAUGAAGGGGUUGUUUGGGCUGAAUGAUGUGGAGAGCAGUGAUAGGGAAGGGAGUCUGUAGGACUGUGUGUGGGAUAUGCGAUGAAUUUAUGGAAGUGAGUGAUGGGGGGGUCUGUAGGUGAAUGAUGGGGUUUCUAGGAAGUGAGUGAAAGGGGUUUGUGGGGUGAGUGAGUGGGGUCUGGGUGAGUGAUGGAGAGUUUUUUGGGUGAAUGAUGGGGGAUCUGGGGUGGUCUUUAUUAGAGUGAGUGAUGAGGGUCCAUGGGGUCAGGAGUGGGCAAAUAUAGGGUCAAUGUUGGGAUUCUGUGGGGUCCAUGAUGGGUGGCUCUUUGAGAUCAAUAAUACAUCCAUGAAUAAACAAAAAUCCUUGCCCUUGUGGGGUCAACAUUCCAAUGGAGGAGUCAGACAUUGAGGCUUUACUUUAUUUCCCUGAUGACUGCUUUUUCAUAUAUGUAUUGAUCUCUUAGAUCCUCUUUCGUGAGGCACCUGUUCAGAUCUUUUGCUCAUUUUCUUAUUGGAUGUCUGCCUUUUCCUUAUUGAUUUGUAGGACUUGUUUUCAUAUAUUCUGAUAACUACUCCUUUAGCAGUGCCAUCAAAGAGUGGUUAAACCCAGCUUGGUCUCUGAAGACUCUUCUGUACCCCACCGCACCCCCAAUUGCUUUCCGAAGAGAAACAGAAAAUGACUGAGUCCCAGGAACCAGUGACAUAUGAAGAUGUGGCUGUGGACUUCACCCAGGAAGAGUGGCAGCACCUGGAUGCUGCUCAGAAGACCCUACACAGAGAUGUGAUGCUGGAGAUCUAUGGCCACCUGGUCUCUGUGGGGUAUUCAAGUAUAAAACCAGGUAUAAUCUUCAAGUUGGAACAUGAAGAGGACCCGUGGAUCAUAAAGAGUGAAUUGUCAACGUGGAUCCACUCAGACAGGGAGAAAAGCCAUGACUCUUCCCAGCAGAUCAUUUCAGAAGAACGUUCAUUUCAAAAGGAGAUAUUGGAAAAAACCCCAAAAGAUAAUUCAUUGUACUCUCUCUUAAAAGCCUGGCCUACUGAUGGUCAGAUAGAUAGGUAUCAAGGAAACCAAGACAAGGUUUUGAAGCAGGCCACAGUCCUUAGCCAUGAAACAUUGGCCAAGGAGAAAACCCCCAAAUAUAAUACAUUUGGGAAAAUAUUUGGUGGGUGCAUAGACCUUGGCCCUUCAAGUAAAAAACUCCAUGAUUUUGAUUCAUGUGAAAAGAGCUUGAAAUCUAAUUUAGACUCACUGACAUGCAAUAGGAGCUAUGCAAGAAAGAACCCCAUUGAGAGAUUUGGAUGUGGGACACCACUUAGCUAUAGUGAUUCCUGUACUGUGCCUGAGAAAAUUUAUACUGACAUGAAACCCCAUGGACAUAGUCGAUGUGAAAAAGGUCUUAAUCAUGAACAAGUCCAUAUUCGGUAUAAGAAAGAUCAAGCUGGUAGGAACCCCAAUGUUUGUAGUGAGUGUGGGAAAGGGUUUAUUAAGAAGUCACAGCUUACUAUACAUCAAAGAAUUCAUACUGGAGAGAAACCGUAUGUAUGUGGAGACUGUGGAAGGGCCUUCAGUGAGAAAUCACACCUCAUUGUGCAUCAGAGGAUUCAUACUGGGGAGAAACCUUAUAAAUGUACUGAGUGUGGGAGGGCCUUCUCCCAGAAGUCACCCUUCAUCGUUCAUCAGAGAGUCCAUACUGGAGAGAAACCCUAUGAAUGUCUUGAGUGUCAAAAAGCCUUCUCUCAGAAGUCACAUCUCAUUAUACAUCAGCGAGUUCAUACUAGAGAGAAGCCAUUUGAAUGCAGUGAAUGUGGGAAAGCCUUCUGUGAGAAGUCUCACCUUUUUACACACCAGACAACUCAUACUGGAGAGAGACCCUAUAAAUGUAUUGAAUGUGGGAAAACUUUCCCUCGGAAAACACAACUCAUCAUCCAUCGGAGAACACAUACUGGAGAGAAACCCUAUAAGUGCAGUGAAUGUGGAAAAACCUUUUGCCAGCAGUCCCACCUCAUAGGGCAUCAAAGAAUUCAUACAGGAGAGAAACCUUAUAUAUGCACUGACUGUGGAAAAGCGUUUUCCCAAAAGUCACACCUUACUGGACAUCAAAGACUUCAUACUGGUGAGAAACCUUAUAUAUGUACAGAAUGUGGAAAAGCCUUCUCUCAGAAGUCCCCUCUUAUUAUACACCAGAGAAUUCAUACGGGGGAGAAACCUUAUGAGUGUAAUGACUGUGGCAAAACCUUCUCCCAGAAAUCACCCCUCAUUAUUCAUCAGAGAAUCCAUACAGGGGAGAAACCCUAUGAAUGUCCUGAGUGUGGAAGGGCCUUUUCCCUGAAGUCACAUCUCAUUAUACAUCAGAGAGCUCAUGCUGGAGCAAAACCAUAUGAAUGUAGUGAAUGUGGAAAGGUCUUCUGUGAGAAGUCUCCACUAGUUGUGCAUCAGAAAACUCAUACUAGGGAAAAAAACUCUAAAUCUGCUGAAUAUGGGAUGGCUUUUCCCCGGAAAUCACAGAUGAUCACGUAUCAGAGAACACACACAGGGGAGAAACCGUCAAAAUGCAGUGACUGUGGGAAGGUGUUCUGCCAGCAUAUACACCUUGCUGGACAUCAGAAUCCACAUAGGAGAGAAACGUUGUGUACGUACUGAUUGUGGGAAGGUCUUCCCAGAAGUCAGAUCUCACUGUGCAUGAAAAAACUCACAAUGAACAGAAAUCUAUGGAUGUGUUGGACAGGAAGAGAAUGUGGCACCUCCUUUACUGUAGAAUAGCCUCAUAUGCUGCUAAGUAUUUCUUUUUUUCUGUAAGGAUUUUGUAUUUAUUUAUUUGAGGGGGUGGGGAGGAGGAGUGGGAGAA